Molecule: messenger RNA, 651 nt
Organism: Arachis ipaensis
Lineage: Eukaryota; Viridiplantae; Streptophyta; Magnoliopsida; Fabales; Fabaceae
Source: RefSeq, a predicted model, not a curated record
AUGGGUGUUAUACCGGAGAAAUGUGGUGAUCCCGAUCCAUGCUUAGUUUCUUGCACUAUAGAUGAUGUUGAGUUUACGGAUUGUAUGUGUGAUCUUGGUGCUUGUGUGAGCAUUAUACCUUUGUCUGUUUAUAAGGAGUUGGACCUUCCGCCAUUAAAAACGUCGGCGGCUUGUUUUGUUUUAGCCGACAAAAGCAUUAUUUCUGUAGCCGGUAUUGUUGAGGAUGUCUAUGUGAGCAUCAAGGGAUUAACCUUCCCGAUUGAUUUCUACAUCCUUGAGAUGCCUCCUAAUGACUCUGGAAAACCGUCAUCCAUUUUAUUAGGGAGGCAUUUCUUGAAGACUUCUAGGUUUAAGCUUGAUGCAUUUUCGAGCACUUACUCUUUUGAGAUUGAUGGUAGAACCGUGAGCUUCAAUUUGGAUGAGACUAUGAAGCAUCCACCAGUGGACCGCUCUAUCUUCUGGUGCAAUUUGAUUGAUAAAGUUGUAGUUGAGAUCCACCAUGAGACUUCUAAUGAGAUGAGUAUGAGUAAGGGUCUAAGUGUGGGAAAGGAUUGUGACUAUGAUGUGGACUUCUCACCACCUCCAUUAUUGCAAGAAGACUCUAAUGAGGAGUGGCAACCUUUCUCUCUUCAAUUGAAGUGUGCUUUCUAG